AAGCCCUUCUGCCCUAACGCCUUCCUCCGGUCAUCCCUCUCCGCUAUUUCUCCCCACACCUCUCCUUUUUCAAAACCCGCCUAUAAAUACCUUUCCCCGCCCUUUUUUCACCAUUAGCGCAGUGUCGUUUGCAGAGGAACAACCAGCGGAGGAAGAGAGAGUAAGAGAAAACCCUAACACCGACGGUGCAAAAAUGAAGAACACCAAAGCUGACAGAAAGAGAUCAGAUUCUGAAAGGAAUUUGAAGGCUGUGAAGAAGCAAAAGACUGGGAAACCUAAGAAGCCACCUACUGCUUAUUUUGUUUUCCUGGAGGAAUUUCGGGAGAAAUAUAAGCGAGACAAUCCUAAUGUCAAGGGUGUGACUGCUGUUGUGAAAGCUUGUGGUGCAAAAUGGAGAUCAAUGAGUGAGCAGGAGAAAGCUCCAUAUGUGGCAAAGGCUGCACAGAAGAAGGCUCAGUAUGAUGAUUCGGUAGCAGACUAUCAAAAGAAACAGGAAGCUGGGGAUGGGUCAGGUGAAAAGUCUGACUCUGGACCAGAGCAAAGUGGGGAUGAGGAAGAAGACUGAUGCAAUAGCAGUGGUUUCUGCCGCUGACUGUUGACUUAUGGCAGCAUUCUGGUCUGAAAAAAUAGUAUUUUGUUCGUUUUGUACACAUUGCUGGGCAGUCUGGCAUUUCACUAACACAUGCUGUGAAAUUCUCCGGGUUUCUGGUGAAUUUCAUGCUGAAAGGACCUCUUGAAAGCUUUUCCCAAAGUUUAAAAGGAAAAACAUAUGUAUCCUGAAUAGUAGCGUGAGGAAUCUGUUCAUGCUUUCUACUGACCCCGCAUAUUUUGUUUGUACUUGUUCUGUGGCUUUUAUCAGAGGAUUCUAAUUUUCAUA
Nymphaea colorata (pocket water lily) is the source of this 877-nucleotide messenger RNA. Its product is annotated as HMG1/2-like protein. NCBI's taxonomy places the organism in Eukaryota, Viridiplantae, Streptophyta, Magnoliopsida, Nymphaeales, Nymphaeaceae. The coding region runs from base 194 to 565 and encodes 123 amino acids. The record is from RefSeq and is a predicted model, not a curated record. The transcript has 8 exons.